GCGCGCCUACUGACCGACGGACCCCGCCGGGAUGGGGAGUGUGGCUGCUCCGCUAGGGUCCUGCGGGUGCAAGAGCGGCUCCGCGACCACGGGUGGCCAGAGCCCCUCCGUGUUGUGCUAGAGAUGCUCUUCCUCUCGUUUCAUGCAGGCUCCUGGGAAAGCUGGUGCUGCUGCUGCCUGAUUCCAGCCGACAGACCUUGGGACCGGGAGUGGGGCCGGCGUUGGCGGCUGGAGAUGGCGGACACGAGAUCCGUGCACGAAACCAGGUUUCAGGCGGCGGUGAAGGUGAUCCAGAGUUUGCCGAAAAAUGGUUCAUUUCAGCCAACAAAUGAAAUGAUGCUCAAAUUCUAUAGCUUCUAUAAGCAGGCAACCGAAGGACCCUGUAAACUUUCAAGGCCUGGAUUCUGGGAUCCUAUUGGAAGAUACAAAUGGGAUGCUUGGAAUUCAUUGGGUGAUAUGACCAAAGAGGAAGCCAUGAUUGCAUAUGUUGAAGAAAUGAAAAAGAUUCUUGAAACUAUGCCAAUGACUGAGAAAGUUGAAGAGUUGCUACAUGUCAUAGGCCCGUUUUAUGAAAUUGUAGAAGACAAAAAGAGUGGCAGAACUUCUGAUUUAACCUCAGUCCGACUGGAGAAAAUGUCUAAAUGCUUAGAAGAUCUUGGUAAUGUUCUAACUUCUACUCCAAAUGCCAAAACUGUUAAUGGUAAAGCUGAAAGCAGUGAUAGUGGAGCUGAAUCUGAGGAAGAAGAGGACCAAGAAGAAGUGAAAGGAGCAGAACAAAGUGAUAAUGAUAAGAAAAUGAUGAGGAAAUCUGCAGACCAUAAGAAUUUGGAAAUCAUUGUUACUAAUGGCUAUGAUGAAGACAGCUCUGCUCGGGAUACACAGAAUGACAUUCAUGCCGGUUCUUCCUUGAGUAGCGGAAGUGCUGAAGAAAUAAAGGCUGUAGAUGAAAACUUGGAGCAAACUGGAAAAACUGCUGUCUGCAUUCACCAAGAAAUAAAUGAUGAUCAUGUUGAAGAUGUUUCAGGAAUUCAGCAUUUGACAAGUGAUUCAGACAGUGAAGUUUACUGUGAUUCCAUGGAACAAUUUGGACAAGAAGAGUCUUUAGACAGCUUUACAUCAAACAAUGGACCACUUCGAUAUUACUUGGGUGGUGAUCCCAAUAAGCCCUUGGAAAAUUCUGCUUUUCCUGAAGAAGGAUCUCCUGGAAAUGGCAACAUUGGGGAUAUGCAGGUGGUAGCAGUUGAAGGAAAAGGUGAAGUAAAGCGUGGAGGAGAAGAUGGCCGAAGUAACAGUGGAGCGCCACACCGUGAGAGACGGGGUGGAGAAAACGAGGAAUUCUCUAAUGUCCGAAGAGGGAGAGGGCAUAGAAUGCCACACAUGAGCGAAGGAUCCAAGGGUCGGCAAGUAGGAAGCGGAGGUGAUGGGGAACGCUGGGGCUCCGACAGAGGGUCAAGAGGCAGCCUCAAUGACCAGAUAGCUCUUGUCCUCAUGCGCUUGCAGGAGGACAUGCAGAACGUCCUUCAGAGACUUCAUAAACUGGAAACGCUAACGGCUUCACAGGCAAAAUCAUCAACAUUACAGAGCAGUAAUCAGCCUCCCUCACAGAGACCAUCUUGGUGGCCCUUUGAGAUGUCUCCUGGUGCAUUAACUUUUGCUAUCAUAUGGCCUUUUAUUGCCCAGUGGUUGGUGCAUUUAUAUUAUCAAAGAAGGAGAAGAAAACUGAACUGAAGGAAAUGGUAUUUUACCCAAGAAGACUACUGGGCCUGAAUGACCUCAGAAUGAAAUGGAAUGUGGAACUCACGAGAAAUCUCAGUUUGUGAUGAUUACACUUCAUUUUGUCAUCCAAUAGUUUGGUUUGUGUACAUAUAUACAUAUAUAUAUUUUGCACUACACAAAUGAUAACAUUUUAAGGACUAAUAUUGCUGAUACUUGAAUAAUUAAUCUCAACUAGGUUAUAAGUAGCAUACAUAGAUUUGCCCUACCCUUGAACUUGAAGGACAUUAAAUUAUUAAUUAUUGUUUGGUAACAUGUUUACCUGAUUAUCUCCCAUAGAGAACUAUAAGCUGCUUUUCCAAGGUACAGUUGUGAUAAUGAGAUGAGAUUUAUAACUGGAUAUUUUUAAUUUUCUAAAUUAACUAUGAGGAAGAAUGCAAACCAGGCGUGAAUUUCAAAUGAGAUUAAAUCAACUUUCUAUCUUAUUCACUGAAUUGCCAUGCCAAGGAAUAGAAAACUGCUGGAAGAAUCUUCUCCACAUCCAGUCUGUGGGCUGCCCCUAAUCUCUCCUAGGCAUUCAUAGUGCUGACUUAGGGUUCAGGCAUCGUUAUUACAGAGUAGAGUCCUACGUAUGAGGCUUACUUUUUACACAUGAACACAAAUUAGACAUUACCCGCUGACAGGGAUGAUGAAGAAUUGGCUUCAAGUAGGUCUGAAAGUAUACUCUGAGCCUGUAGAUCAUUGAUAAGAUUUUAUUCAAUCGUAUACAUUUAUUCCUUUGUAAUCGCUUUUCUUUAACUGAGGAUAUCUUGUUUCUGCUUCAUAGGGUGCUUUGAAAUAUAAAAUGAAAACUUAUUUAUACUGUUUUUACAAAGGUCAAAAAGGAAACACAUGAAAAUCACUUUUCUGCAACUGGCAAACUACACAGAUGGGACUCUUAACCUCCUAGUGCCUCCGUUUUUCCUUCGGGGUAUAAUAUUUGAGAUACACCUAUUUCACAAGGGUGAUGGAAAGAUUUGCAAGCUGGCAGGCUAUGUGCUUCCGUAUGAGUAAGGCACACCCAACUAAUGUAAACUUAAAUGGCCCCCUACCCCAUUUAGACUAAAAAGACUGUAAUUUAGAAGGCUUUGUUUGGAAUUACUCUUCCUGUAAACCUUCCAAAACUCCACUCAUUUAGAUGUACCUUGUACCAUAAAGAUGUCUCUCAUUCGAAGGCAUAGUAGCAAAUAAUUUUUAAGCAUUCUUGGUAUGUAUGAUGUUGGGUUAAGCAUCGUGUGUUCAGAGUGUUUUCAAUAAGAAAGUAAUCCAUCCCUAGGAUAGAGGGUGGUUCUGUGUUUGCUUGAAGAAAAAAGUAUAAGAAUACAAUUUGCUUUCCCUAGACUCUUUUUCCUUUUUUUUUUUUUCAUGUAACUUGGUGUUUUUUAUUUUUCAAUCACAUCUUGAUUAAAAUGCAUCUAUCUAAAGGGAUUACUAAUAUUUGCUUUUUAAAAACUGUUCUCUAGUUAUUUAGGGAAAAAAUGAUGCAAGUAACUGAAUUAUAUGUAAAAAUAAGAUUUAGACCUGUGGAUCAGGGAUUAUUUUCAAAAAUUAGAUUAUCAAUUUGGUAUCAGAAAAUGGUGGCUUUUCUCAUUAGUAAAUAAAUUAACUAAAUGUAAAUUAAGAAUGUAAGCAGUUGUGAUUCAUUACAGGCAGUGGGAGGUGACUAACUCCUAGGGAUAACCAUUUGUAUCCUAUUCCAAAGUCUUAUUUUAUAGUUUGAACAGCACUUUGCACACAGUUCUUGUAUAUAGAAGUAAAGAUGUAAUUAUAGGAUAUAGCGUUACUGCUUUGUUUAACAAGAACCUCAUUUAAAAUUUUAAAUUGACAGCUGGUAUUUUUUUAAUGAUCUACUUCUUUUCUGUUUCUUUAUUGUAAAACUAUGUUAAAAAUAAAAGGUU
Molecule: messenger RNA, 3650 nt
Organism: Enhydra lutris kenyoni (northern sea otter)
Lineage: Eukaryota; Metazoa; Chordata; Mammalia; Carnivora; Mustelidae
Product: acyl-CoA binding domain containing 5
Exons: 14
Coding region: 124-1728 (534 amino acids)
Biological process (GO): autophagy of peroxisome; fatty acid metabolic process
Cellular component (GO): peroxisome
Molecular function (GO): fatty-acyl-CoA binding
Source: RefSeq, a predicted model, not a curated record